This is a messenger RNA of Perognathus longimembris pacificus (Pacific pocket mouse), 1941 nucleotides long. It is a transcript of the gene Smim15, whose product is annotated as small integral membrane protein 15. The transcript is spliced from 3 exons. NCBI's taxonomy places the organism in Eukaryota, Metazoa, Chordata, Mammalia, Rodentia, Heteromyidae. The record is from RefSeq and is a predicted model, not a curated record. The coding region runs from base 275 to 499 and encodes 74 amino acids.
CGGGGCUUCCGUCUUCCUGCUUCCGGUCUGGUGGUGAGUUGGGAGUGGGAGUCCGCGCCCCCGGGAUGUGUCCGGGAUUGGGGACGGUUGCUGUCGCGGGAUCCUCGUGCCCAGCACCCACAGCCGAGGAGCGGGCUGCAAGAAUUUAAACUGCUCAGAAGUGUAUGGUAGAACUAAAGAAGACUACAACCAAAGGUCAUCUGAAAUUGUGACUGGCUCACUGAUAAUCUCUGGACAAAAUUAGAGACCACUACUCAAACAUAAGUGUCCUAAGAUGUUUGACGUAAAGGCUUGGGCGGAGUAUGUUGUGGAAUGGGCUGCAAAGGACCCUUAUGGUUUCCUUACAACAGUUAUUUUGGCUCUCACCCCACUGUUCCUAGCAAGUGCUGUACUAUCCUGGAAAUUGGCUAAGAUGAUUGAAGCCAGAGAGAAGGAGCAAAAAAAGAAACAAAAACGGCAAGAAAAUAUUGCAAAAGCUAAACGACUAAAAAAGGAUUGAAGGAAUGAACGAGCUCUGCAACUAGAGAAUCAUUUAGAAAAUUAUGCAGCUUUGGACUCAUUAAGUGUUUGGAUUUCAUCCUAGGAUUAGUUAGUAAAUUAAAUCUGAUUAUAUAGAAGAAUCAUGUUCUGACCUCAAUAUUAUAGUAACUUUUAAUUUUGUGUGUGAAAGUUUGUUGGUAUCUAUUGACAUUUUAAGUGCAUUGUAUUAAUCUUGGAAAUCCCAAAUCAUAACUGUUCCAAUAUCUGAAAUUUCUUGUGUGCAGACAUGCUUCACAAGUGAAAAUUCCACACCUGACCUUGUAUUGGGUUGUAUUCAAAACAGACACACUAAAAAUACCACAUGCAUUUAGCUUCAAUCUCUAUGAAAGGGAAAUGAAUUUGAUGUUGAACUAAAACACUUCUGGUCCCAAGCAUUUCAGAAAAGGAAGACAAAACUGGCAGUACAGCUUCUUUCUCACUAAUGUGGGGAUUUUGCAGGUGGGGUACGGAGGUGGACCAUCCUGUGGCUGCUAAUGACGUCACACAUGCACUCCAGUGAACAGUGAUUUAAAACUGGGCCUUGUUCUGGACCAAGGACACUAGGAAUAUACAAGUCAGGAUUGCUCUGUUUGAGGUAGAAAGUUUGUUUUGGCUUCAAGACACAGUGUACUUAUUAGUUAUAAUUUGAUCAUUAUUGCUAAUUGGAAUGGAGUCAUUUCUGGCUUUUUCAGAGCAAAAUAUUAAUGAGAACAUCUAUUUUUCUGAUGUUAGUCUUUGAGACAACUGGUAAUGAGGACAUUAUGCAUUUUUCAACCUAAUUUUAUAAAGAUUUAUUAACUGUAAAAUACCUGCUGGAUGUAACAAAUUUUGUAUUUUUGGACACUGCCCUUUUCUUAGAUGAGUUGUUGAGUAACACUUUUAAAGCUUGUACUAAAAACACCAAAUGCUAUAACCUUACAAUCAGCUUUUGUUUUUGUACUAACUAGAGCUGUGGAAAAGUUAAAAUGUCAUCAGAUAAUCUGCCAGUUUAUGUAUGGCACUCUUGGUUUUAUUUAACACUGUUUUUGACUUAUACUGAUGUCACAAGUUUCAAUGUUUGUGAUCAACAAGUUUGUGGAAAUUAAAAGUUUCAAUUGAAGAGUUCCCAAGGAGUUAAGUCAUACUUCCUAAGUGGUUCAGAAAGGCUUAAAAUUGUGAAAAAUUUUGAUGGACACAGUAAUGAUUGUAUGAACUAAAUGAGAAUGUGCUAUAAUUAGAAUACAGAGCUAAAAUGUCUUUCAGUUAGGCAGUGAUAUACUAGAACUUUUGUCUAUUAAGCGUGGCUUUCCUAGAUGCAUGCUCCAGUAAUUUUACUUACCCGCAGUAUUUAAUAGCUUAUAUUGUUUUCUGCACCUCUCAUGAAGAGUAAUUGUCCAAAGCUUUUACUUAAAAAUGAAACUCGUCACUGAAAUAAAAUUUGAU